CGCAAGCGACGAUCGUGCGAACUGACAGUCUGUCCGCGACAGCGCCAUCGACGCCCGCGCCUCGCCGGAAACCUCCGAACAUGUUUGCUACGACGCGCGAUAAACAUCCCCCAUUGUAAACAUACCAACCGUGUUUACAAAUAAACAUUAUGUUGAUGUGAUCAUACUAUCCCAUUGUCAACGUCAAUUGCCUUCAGAGGUACGCGCGGUCCACUCGUGGACACUGACGGUGGAAAUUAACGAUAAGAUAAACAGAGUGCGGCAUUUUAUCGCGGACUACACGGAGUGCAGUGCAAAAAUUGCGUCCUUCCUUUCUACUCGAGUGCUAUUGCAUUAAUAAAUUCUUUAGGCAAGUGUUUUAAAAAGUUAUAUGAGUGAAUAUCUGACGAUUUAAUUUAGCAAUGGGUCAUAAAUCCGAACUAACAUCAGAUAAUAGUGACGAGGAGAGUGGUGAGGCCUUCACUGACGGCGAUUUCGAUGAUUCUGGAGAAGAAUCUUUUAUCGAAAGAUCUAAUGUUAUCAAAGCUAGUCAAUUACCGGUUAAUGAGACUGUAAAUCCCAGCAUCGAUAAAUCAGAUACCGGCGAAGUUAAUGAUCCAAAUAAUGAGAAAGAACCUGUGACGAAUGGUAAUGAGAGCAUCGAUGGAAAUGAUAACUUAGAAAACGGCCACUGCGCUCCAAUAGACGACUUAGACAAUUAUAUGGAGCAAGGCGUGACGGAUGCCCGCAAAGAUUCUCAGAGCGAAAUCAAUCCGUCGAUAGUCGGGAUUCUCGGAGACCAGCACAACCAUGCGGAGCAGCGACUGGCGGCGCGGCGCGCGGCGCGGGCGGAGGCGCGUGAAAUCCGCAUGCGGGAGCUGGAGCGGCAGCAGCGCGAGCAGGAGGACCAUGCCGAUAAGGCAUUCGACAUGUACUCAGAGACAGUUGGGCGUCGUGGUGGAAGGCUUGCGGCGCUCAGCCCCGCCGUGCACUCGCCGCGGCGAAGUUCCGAAGAUUCCGCGGACGACGUCUUCAGCAUCAAAGACCUCAGGCACGAGCUAAAGGAGGUAGAGGAGAAGUUCCGCAAGGCGAUGAUUCUGAAUGCGCAGCUGGACAAUGACAAGGCGGCGCUCGGCUACCAGCUCGAACUGCUUAAGGACCGCAUCGAGGAGCUUACUGAGGAGCACGCGCAGCUGCAGCGUGAACAUAAAGAAAAAUGCUCAGCGCACGAGAGACUAAAACGCGAGCAUGCGACUCUGGAGCGCGAGGUGAAUGCGGCGCGGGACGCGGUGCGCGCGCGGGACUCCGCCGCCGCAGUCGCGGGCUUCGCCUUCGUGGAGGCCGAGCUCAACGGCACCGCGGAACAAACGGAGGUCAACGGGGCGGAGCCCGAGCUGGUGGCGCAGGGCUUCGGCAGCGUACCCCCGCUCGCGCUAGUCUCACAUCACUCGGAACAGCUGCUCAAUGACGCUGGAGAAGGCACACUGGACGUGCGGUUGCAGCGGCUGGUGAGCUCUAAGCAGGCGCUGGAGUCGGAGGUGCGCAAGCUGAAGCUGUGCCUCAACGAGGAGCGCGCCGCCAGGCAGAACGGCGUCGCCGCGCACCACGACAGGGAGCACGACAGCGAGCUGGAAUCGCUGCGCAAGUCGGUGUCGGAGGCGAAGGGGCGGGCGGCGCGCGCGGAGGCGGAGGCGGCGCUGCAGGCGGCGGCGGUGGCACGGCUAGAGGCGCAGGUGGCCCGUCUCCGCGCGCGGCAGGACCACCAGGACGAGCACGAGGAGCAGCUCAAGCAGGAGCGACGCCGGCUGCAGCGGGAGGCUAGAGAAGCUUUGAACAGAGUUGAGGAGUUGGAGACGGAGAACAGUCACCUGACGAAGCGACUUGAUAAACUCAAGAACGCGAAGUCAGCGCUACUCAAGGAGCUGUGACACUAGUGACGUCACGCAAUGUUGCCAUUUAAAUAGCUCACUGAACGGAUUCAAACACGGAUUAUCUGUGGACGCAGAUUUUCGAUUUAUUUAAUAUACAUAAAGCUAUUGUAUGUAAAUAUGAGAAUUUCUUGUAAAUGAUUGAUGAUUGUUUUCUUUUUUAUUUGGAAUUAACAAUUUUGUUACGGAAACAUCUAGAGUCAAACUAACAAAGAUUCGCUAAUGUGAUUAAUUAGUGGAAUUAUAUAGUCUGUGACAAAUGUCGUGUCAACAUAUUUUCGCCGUAAUUUAUCCAUUUUCAUGUACUAAAAAUGAUUUUGUACUAUUAAGAAUAGCACAUAUAAAUAAUUGACGUUUCACGAGCUGUAAUAAGCUGUACUUCCUUCCAUGUUGUGGGAAUGACAGCUGUCACUGUGACAGAUGUCAAAAUGCGGGUAACAAAUUAAUAAUAGCCUGAAAUGACAUCUAUUGUAAUACAGAAUUGCUAUUUAUAAUUUGUGCAUUUAAGUCAAUAAUAUCACAUUUUAAUGCAUUUAUAAAAAAAAUGGCAACCCAGUGCUGAAAAUAUGUUGAGGCAACAUUAACUUGGUCUUAAACUUAAUUAUUUUUAUUGUAAAUUACGUUUAUUAAUAAUUGUGUAAUAUAAUGUGUAUAAUUUAAUAAUGUUUUAUUAAUUAACCGAUUAUUUAUUUCUUACGGAUAUAAAUAUGUUCGUAUUAUGUAUAUUUUAUUUAGCGCUGCGCUCGCUUGCCUUUUCGCCUUUGACUAAUGUUUUUUUUUACCGAUUAUUUUUAACUUGCCAGUCUCACUAAUUGAUUUUUUAAUAUGAGCAAAAAGGCUGCAUAUAAACAUCACUUAGUAAAAUAAAAGUUUUUUUUGAUGAUUUGUAUAUCUAUGGACACAUUUUUUAAAAACAAUUCGAUAUUCGAGCAAGUUAACCUUUAUUGUAAUUAUAUUGCUCAAAAUUUGUAAUGUGAUCAUUGCUAGGCUAUAGACGUCCAUUUAGCGAUCUCUAAGAUAAGGCCUCCAUGCAUGAUUUACGAAAAAUUUCCUUUUUUAAAACCUUAUUUUAAUUGGCCAAUGUUUUAUUAAUUUUUUGGCUUUUUUUUUCGUUAAAAAGACUCCUUGUGAAUUUCAUUUUCUUUACUGGAAAGUUACCACACAGCCUGUUAAUGAAUUAUGUUUUUUAUAUAAAUGUUAGUGCGAGUUAGAUUUGGCAUUUCAGUAUUUGAAAUUGAUAGUGUGAAUGGAUUUAGUUUGUCUUUAUGUCACUACAAAGGGCGAGAUAAGCCCAUGUUAAAAUAUAGUUAUCUCAAGUUACUGAAUAUGUAAACAAAUAUGGAAAAAAUAAGUUUUUUAAAGGUAUUUGUUUAUUUAUUAAUUAGUUUGAAAUUUCAAGGAAAGUUUUAUUAACUAAAGUAAAUAGCGAAUCUAGGUCGUUGCGUUUAUUUUUAGUUUUUAAAAUUUUGUGAUCCCCAAUAUUAGUCAAGCUCAGUAAUUGUGUCGUGCCAUCGCGCCAAAUGUAUUAGGAUACAAUAGGUAGGGAUGAUCGAUGUUGCGUUAUCGAUAAAAUAAUAAGAAAAUAUCGAUUAAACAUCCACAGGACACGCCGCAACUCGCACUGCAGUCGACCUUGAGCCGACAAAAGUCAAGUAAAGUAAAAAUGUGUGUGUUAAUUGUAUUUUGGAUAAAACAAAUUUUUAUUUUAAUCCUCGUGAAUGAAAUUCGACAAUUUAAUUUAAUUUAAUCGAUAUGUUUUAUCGAUAUAAGCAACAUCGAUGUUUUUCGGUGAUUAGUCCCUGAAUUAGAUCGAUGUAGGUAGAUGUCGACGGGUAUUUAGUGCUUGCUAGAUAUUUUAUACGGUUGAGACAUAGCACGUGAGAACUACAAUCAAUUCAAAGCAUGCCAUAACUUAUAGAAAAAAUAUACAAUGUUACAUAAUUAUUUAAAAUAAACUAACAUCACAUUUAACAUCACAAUUAAUAAAGUUUUGUUAUGACGAUUUUGUGAUUACUGUCAAUGUCAGAACUUGUGUAACUAUACUGCUGUUUUACUUCUAUUAAAAUUGUCUGUUUUUCCAAAGACAAUGAAUGGGAUAGUUGUUUGUACAAAUCGACAAUCGAGACCCAAGAAGGGCACAAUUUUAUUAGUCGAUAUAUCGUUAACCAGCAUGCCAAGUUCCCGCAUACGGCUAAUGAAAUAAAUGAUGAAGUAAGCUAUCGCCCAAUGCAAACAAGCCUAACAUUUUAAAAACGGUUCUUGCGGGCGCUAUGGCAUGCGUGAACUGGAAAUUUCUAGCAUCACGAAUGCGAGCGUAAUCGACUAAUUGAAUUGCUCCUUUACGUAUCACAAUUUUGUUAAGCGCUAUUUUCUGUCAUUGGUUCACCGUGUAUGAAGUUUAAUACGCUGAAGGUUCUAGAGAUCGGUCUAUGUGUGCGUAAAGGAUGGCAUUUUGUAAGUAUGUUGUAUGUAUUUUGGUGCUGCAUUACUAAUUUAUAUUGUUUUAUUACUAAGUAUGACCGUCUUAUAAGAAGCGAAACAGACUUAAUAAUGUAUAAAUUUGGAUACUUGAAUAAAUUUCGCUCGCAA
Messenger RNA from Papilio polytes (common Mormon), 4496 nucleotides. Its product is annotated as leucine-rich repeat flightless-interacting protein 2. Lineage: Eukaryota; Metazoa; Arthropoda; Insecta; Lepidoptera; Papilionidae. The record is from RefSeq and is a predicted model, not a curated record. The transcript has 8 exons. Bases 402 to 1907 code for a protein of 501 amino acids. Gene Ontology annotation, biological process: regulation of DNA-templated transcription.